AUGGACUUUUUCAAGCAAGCUGCCGAGAUAUACAAUGGUAGCAGCAGCACCGAGCACAAGAAACAAUCGGACAAGGAGUCAUUACUCACCAAGGCAAUGGAGGCGGCCGAGAAGUAUCAUGCAAAGGAAAAGGCCGCCGAGUUUGCGCAGAAGCGAGUCGCCAAGCGGAAUGUGGACCAAAAGGACAAGUCGCCAGUUGACAAGGCCGUAGAAGCGGCUGAGGACUUUCUCGCCAAGCAGGGCCAGCCCAAGUCUCAUCACACUGAUGAGAAAAAGGACAAUCAAAUGGGUGACAUCUUAGCCAAAGUUAAGGAAGUAGCCACGAACUACUCGAAGAAGCACUAA
Messenger RNA from Peronospora farinosa, 345 nucleotides. The record is from the annotation of a GenBank genome assembly. Lineage: Eukaryota; Oomycota; Peronosporomycetes; Peronosporales; Peronosporaceae.